UAUUAAAGUAUUUUCUUUGUACAAUUUACAUUUUUAUAUUUCUUCAUCGUGGGCUAAAUAACUAGUCAAAGAGUGUAGUUAUUCGUAAAAAAAAAAAAAAAAAAAAAAAAAAACGCUGUGUAUUUGAAUAUAUGCAGGUGCUUACGAUAAAAUGAAACCGAAAGAAUAUAGGCCGUGUGUCAUUUAUGAACAUGGCCUCGAACUGUCAAGAGGAUUCGGACGAAGGCAGCUACCAACUAUCUAAUGAGAGUUCCUUAGAGUUUAGCGACACAGACUCCGAGGCAGAAAACGAUUCUGGAUCUGGCGUCGAAGAUGAUGGAGGAAUAUCUAUCGAGCAGAACGUCUGUACGUAUUACAACCGCGGCAAGUGUCGUUACGGAGAUGAGUGUAAGAACGUGCACAUAUGCAAGGACUUCCUCAAGGGUUCGUGCAAGUUCGGUGCCGGAUGUCGUCUGAACCACAACAGUCGGAGUUCAGGACGGGGCAGAUCCUCAUCUGAGGAUGAAAUAUUUGAGGGGCCCUACAGAUGGCAGAUGAAUUUUCAAAAGGGCUGGAAAAACAUUUGCAACGAUCACAUUCUGGAAGCCCAGUAUUCACUCCCCAACACUAAAGGAAUCAAGCUCUACAACACCCAAGCUGGGGCUGUAUCGAUCGAUUUCACUAAAAUGAGAGUUCUUCAGAAAACCAAUAUUAAGGUGCGUCGUCUGAGCGCGGGGGAUACAGAAUGGCUGUGGUAUUACAGGGGUGACCACUGCUGGUGUCGGUACGGAGGCCAGGGCAAAGCCAGUGCAGUUCAGAGCUCCCAGCUGGAGACGGCGUAUCAAAACGACCGCCAUGGUUCAUUCAAGAUCGCCAUCGACUCUACUCAGUACGAGAUUAGCUUUAAAGAAAUGUGUCAGAGAAAUUUAUCGACGGGCAAUAAGAGGCGGGUUAGACGCCGCCCUAAAUAUGAACCACCUCAAAAUGGAGGGUUACUUGGAAUAACCUCUCAAAUAAGAACCCUUUUGAGCCCUUCGACUCCAAAGUGGCAGUUUGAAGGGAGCAAUCGGUGGUACACCUUCAAGAAGAAGGGAGGCUGUUCAGUCUCGAGUGCCGACAUUGAAAACUGUUACCAGCAAAAUCCGACAACCAUGAGUUUCACUGUGAAUGGCGACGGUUACGUUCUGGAUUUUGCAAAGUUGAGUCAGGUUAACCUCAGAACAAAGGCCGAACGCAAGGUCAGGCGUGUGUGAAGUAAUAAGGAAGACGUCAGGUCGUCCUCGAGAUCCAAACCAGCAAAUAAGAGUCGAAUUUUGGGUGGAAGUAGACAAAACGUUAAGUGAUUUUUGACCCACAUGGAUGUUAGCGAAUAUGAUUUUGAAUGUUUAAUCAUCCUGAAUUACUGUAUUGUUUGGAAAACUGUGUGUGGAAAAUAGAAUUUAUUCAGGUAUUUUGUCGUAUAUUAAUUUAAAAUCCUCUUUUGACGUGACCUAAAGCAUAUGUUUUGCUUUCCGUUUAUUUUCACAGAAUUAUGCUUUAAAAUGCUAUCACUUUUUUUGUUAUUCUGUAAAUAGUAGGCGAUGGGCCAUAACAAUACAAGCAUUACACUGCUUUACUUUUUUUUCUUUUUUUUUUUUUUUUUUUUUUUUUUACCAUAAUUUACAAUGAAGUGCCUGAUGUCGAAAACUGCCUGACGACCAACGUUUACGCGCUGCUUGUGAAACCUUGUUCAGUUUCAUUUUUCAUCUGUAGGGUAUAACCUGCACAAAAGAUUAAAAAAGAAAAAGAUCAGGCGUAUGCACAAUAAUGCUGUGUGAAUGAUGUGUAAUGUGCAAUAAAACCUACAAUGUUAUGCAAUA
Molecule: messenger RNA, 1838 nt
Organism: Puntigrus tetrazona (Sumatra barb)
Lineage: Eukaryota; Metazoa; Chordata; Actinopteri; Cypriniformes; Cyprinidae
Exons: 10
Coding region: 186-1232 (348 amino acids)
Molecular function (GO): metal ion binding
Source: RefSeq, a predicted model, not a curated record